AUGUUGUUGUCAUCCACUUGCAUGUAUUCUCUACCAAGUACAUUCUCCACUAGCCCAGCUGUAAAGAUUAAGGAUCUGGCGCUGAAGCUUUCAGGGAAGAAAAUCAAAGCUGGCAACCCCAAGAGCAUCAAGUAUGACACCGUUUCUGAAGAGGUUCCAUACGGCUACAUUGCUGGUGGAAGCGCAAGUUCAACCCCUGCUUUGGACUACACAAACCCCAAUCAAUCCCCAAAUGGUAACAUCACCCCUGGAGGGCGUCAACCUCAACCACCAGCUGGUAGUGUAGCGAUGGUGGACAUGACUGGAUCCAACAAGUGGAUAGUAAAGAUGGAGCCAGGUGCUCACAUCACCGUUGUGUCUCUUCCUACUGGGGGCAAUGAUCUCAAAGGCAUUCGCUUCAGCCGAGACAUGUUUGAUAAGCCGCGAGCCCAGAGGUUGUGGGCUGAGAAUUACGACAAGAUCAGGGAGCUUCAUAAUAUCCAGAAUUUAAAUCAACAUGUUUUCAACCAUCCUGCAAGGUCUGAUGAUGAUGAGAUUAAGGAUCUGGCGCUGAAGCUUUCAGGGAAGAAAAUCAAAGGUGGCACCUCCGAGAGCAUCAACGCAAGUUCAACCCCUGCUUUGGACUACACAAACCCCAAUCAAUCACCAAUUGGUAACACCAUCCCUGGAGGGCGUCAACCUCAACCACCAGCUGGUAGUGUAGCGUUGGUGGACAUGACUGGAUACAACGAGUGGAUAGCACAGAUGGAGCCAGGUGUACACAUCACCGUUGUGUCUCUUCCUACUGGGGGCAAUGAUCUCAAAAGGAUUCGCUUCGUUCGAGACAUGUUUGAUAAGUCGCGAGCCCAGAGGUGGUGGGCUGAGAAUUGCGACAUGAUCAUGGAGCUUCUUAAUAUACAGACUUUAAAUCAACGUGUUUUCAUCACUCCUGCAAGGUCUGAUGAUAAUGAGAACUCGGGGAAUCUGAACAAGAUAUCCUAA
Molecule: messenger RNA, 981 nt
Organism: Gastrolobium bilobum
Lineage: Eukaryota; Viridiplantae; Streptophyta; Magnoliopsida; Fabales; Fabaceae
Product: protein BREVIS RADIX-like
Exons: 7
Coding region: 1-981 (326 amino acids)
Source: RefSeq, a predicted model, not a curated record